Messenger RNA from Helianthus annuus (common sunflower), 692 nucleotides. Its product is annotated as CASP-like protein 5B1. The coding region runs from base 137 to 604 and encodes 155 amino acids. NCBI's taxonomy places the organism in Eukaryota, Viridiplantae, Streptophyta, Magnoliopsida, Asterales, Asteraceae. Gene Ontology annotation, cellular component: membrane. The transcript is spliced from 3 exons. The record is from RefSeq and is a predicted model, not a curated record.
GGAAAAGGGCACAAGUGUUUAACAAUCUAGUUUUCACAAACAAUCUAACAUAUUAUUAAUAUUAAUAUUAAUAAUAAUAAUAAUCCAUGUAGCAAGCAAGCAAGAAAGAUCUAACUGAAAAGUAGAGAGAUCAGAGAUGAAAUAUUUGUUUGGUAGUCCAGGGAAGGUGAGUGGGCUUGUGUUGAGGAUGGGCCAGUGCUUAUUUGCUGCUGCUUCUCUUGCUCUCAUGGCUUCUGCUUCUGGCUUCACCACUGCUACUUCCUUCUGCUUUCUAAUUGCAGCAAUGGGACUGCAAGUGUUGUGGAGUUUCGGGCUUGCCUGCCUCGAUAUUCAUGCUCUAAGGUUAAAAAAAGACCUUCACAAUCACAUCGUCUUGAGCCUCCUUGUGAUCGGUGACUGGGUGACGGCGAUUCUAUCACUUGCGGCUGCUUGCUCGUCGGCUGGAGUGAUGGUUGUGUACAUGAAAGACACGGAUAUCUGCAGCAGAUCACAGGCCACAUUGUCGUGUAAUACAUUUCAAAUAUCGGUAGCUUUGGCUUUCGUCGCAUGGUUUCUUCUUGCUGUUUCGUCCUAUGUCAUGUUUUGGUUGUUGGCCACCAUUUGAUUUUGUAUGUGCAAAUUACCAGGACUGUAAAUAUCAUUUCGUUGAGUGUAAACCGUAAAACCUUCUUUAUUUACUGUAUAUUCGUAUU